UGCCUGCCCGCCCCACCCCUGCCGUCCCCAGAGCGAGACCCGGGGCCAGAAGCCGUCACCCACGGGGCUGAGCUGAGAGCCAAGGCAGGAGGAGGCCGCACCCAUGGGGACCCAGCUGCCGCCGCUGGCCACCUUGUACCUGCUGGGGAUGCUGGUCACUUCCUGCCUCGGAGGACCCAGCCAGAAGGACUCAGAGAUCCCGGUGAAGCUGAGCAGCUCCAACUCGCGGUGCCAGGGCCAGCUGGAGGUGUACCACGGGGGCCGCUGGCGCACAGUGUGCAGCCGGAGCUGGGGCUGGAGCCUGCACCGGCAGGAGGACAACACAAUGGGCACGAGGUUCUGCCAGCAGCUGCGCUGCGGGGGGGCCUUGACCCUCGCCCCCUUCUCUUACUUCAACAAGCCCCGCGACCAGCUCCUCUGCCAGGGACAGCCGGGGUCCUUUGCCAACUGCAGCAGCAGCAGGGGAGACCAGUGCCUCCCUCUGGUCCUGGUCUGCUUAGAGCCCCUGAGGACUACACCUCCGCCCACGAGCCCUCCAGCCACAACCACUCCGGAGCCCACAGCUCCGCCCCGGCUGCAGCUGGUGGCAGCGCCCGGCGGCCCGCACUGUGCCGGCGUGGUGGAGUUCUACAGCGGCAGUCUGGGCGGCACCAUCAGCUACGAGGCUGAGGACUGGGCCCAGGGCCUGGGGGACCUCCUCUGUGGAGUCCUGCAGUGUGGCACCUUCCUGAAGCACCUGCCAAAGGCCGAGGAGGCAGAGGCAGCCGGGCCGCAAGACCCCCGGGUACGCUGGGAGCGCAGGCCCUUGCCCAUUCGAUGGAAGAUCCAGAAUGCCAGCUGUGCCUCCCUGGAGCAGUGCUUCCAGAAAAGCCAGCCCCAGGAGGACAGCCGGGCUCUCGCCCUCCUCUGCUCGGAUUUCCAGCCCAAGGUGCAGAGCCGCCUGGUGGGGGGCAGCGGCCAGUGCGAAGGCACCGUGGAGGUACGCCAGGGCAAGCAGUGGAGGGCCCUGUGCAGCAGCUCCUCGGCCAAGAGUGCGGCUCGGUGGGAGGAGGUGUGCCAGGAGCAGCAGUGCGGCCACUUCAGCUCCUAUCAAGUGCUGGACGCCAGCGAGAAGGGGUUCUCGUGUCCCCAGGAGAAGCUGUCCCAGUGCCACGAGCUUCUGGAGAGAAAAGGUCACUGCAAGAGGGUCUUUGUGACAUGCCAGGACCCCAACCCUGCGGGCCUGGGGACCGGCACCGUGAUCAGCAUUAUUCUGACCCUGGUGCUCCUGGCAGUGCUGCUGGUCAAGUGCGGCCCUCUCGUCUACCGGAAGCUGCUCAAGAAAUUCCGCCAGAAGAAGCAGCGCCAGUGGAUUGGUCCGACCGGAAUGAACCAGAACCUGUCUUUCCAUCGCAACCACACGGCGACCAUCCGGUCCCACGUCGAGAACCCCGCGGCCUCCCACGUGGAUAACGAAUACAGCCAGCCUCCCAGGAACUCCCAGGUCUCGGCUUAUCCAGCUCUGGAGGGGGCCCUGCAACGGGCUUCCACCCAGCCCGACAACUCCUCCGACAGCGACUAUGACCUGCGGGGGGCUCAGCAACUGUGAGAGGUGGUCCUGUCCCCGGGCUCCCUGCUGCACACCCUGGGGACAAGCACCAGCCGCUCGGCUCCUCACCUCACCCAUAAGUCCUGCCCAUAAGUGAACAGGGGGCUCUGAGCAUCGGGAUUCUUGAAGCAUCAGUGACAUGGGUGACGGAAGGUGACAUGGCAGUUGGGAGCAGAGCGGGCCACACUGAAAGAGGCCCUUAGAGUUCUGUGCUGGAGAAGCACCCCUAGAGCACUGCCCACCCACUGGUGGGAACACUCUGGAAGGGCACAGCUGUCCCUGAGAUUGAGCCCAGCACUUGCGUGUGAGAUUCCUCCUCUGAUCCCUUUCCUUCUCAUCUCGUUGGAACUGAGACCAGGAACAUACAUCAAGAGCAAGAGCUAUUUGUCAUGAGAAUGCUCAGCAGUCACCCCUUGGAGUCAAUGUCCUGAUUUCUACCCCCAGCCAGAAGGUGGACAGAAAUGAGGCUGCCUUUCAAAGAGAUCCUACUGCUUGCAGUUGCAAGCCAGCCCUUACGCCUCCUGCCCGCCUCACUGAAACCUGGCCCAGGUGAAAACCCCCAAAACAGCUCAGCUGGCCCCUCCAAAUAUGGACAGCGUGAAAGAGCAGAGCGCAGGAAGCAUCAGCCCCCCAAGGAGAGACACAUGGGUGCCCGAAAGAACAUCCCUUCUGCAAACCCUGGCAGCCCCUCUCCCCAUCUGCUGGGAAGCAGCACCCAGGAGGAAUCCACUCUCUCCUCAGACUCUGACCCCAAUGAGGAGUGCAAAGGAAGCUCACACCUGGGUAGGGAGAGGGCGGUUUCUCCGUGUGUUCUUAAUAUGUUCUCUGUAAAUAAUGCUUUUUCUACUUCCUGA
Choloepus didactylus (southern two-toed sloth) is the source of this 2442-nucleotide messenger RNA. It is a transcript of the gene CD5, whose product is annotated as CD5 molecule. The coding region runs from base 104 to 1588 and encodes 494 amino acids. Gene Ontology annotation, cellular component: plasma membrane. Gene Ontology annotation, biological process: T cell costimulation. NCBI's taxonomy places the organism in Eukaryota, Metazoa, Chordata, Mammalia, Pilosa, Megalonychidae. The transcript has 10 exons. The record is from RefSeq and is a predicted model, not a curated record.